This is a messenger RNA of Trematosphaeria pertusa, 1510 nucleotides long. RefSeq lists its product as uncharacterized. Gene Ontology annotation, cellular component: core mediator complex; mediator complex. Gene Ontology annotation, biological process: regulation of transcription by RNA polymerase II. Lineage: Eukaryota; Fungi; Ascomycota; Dothideomycetes; Pleosporales; Trematosphaeriaceae. The record is from RefSeq and is a predicted model, not a curated record. Bases 63 to 1142 code for a protein of 359 amino acids. The transcript has a single exon. Gene Ontology annotation, molecular function: transcription coactivator activity.
CACAACUUCAAAGCUCUACAUAAUCUCCUACCUUCCAUCUGCCCACCUCCGAGCCCGCAACCAUGCCCCCGCAACUCCAGCCCCUCGACGAGUCCGAAUACGACGAACCCGCCGCUCUGCGUGGCCUCCCGGGCGGCACCCUCAACUCCGAGUCCAUCCUGUGGUACUUCAUGGGCAGCCCCUUCUUCGACGCGUCCUCCAACAACGUCGCGCUCUUCAACCACCUGCGGCAACUGGGUCCCGCCGGCCAACCCACGCUAGACAGCCGCCACGCGUUCGAGGAGGCGCUCCUCAGCAAGUACAACCACGGGUCAUAUUUCGUCGUAGCAUCGGAGCCGAAGAGAGAGGGCGAGCCAUGGGUGAUCCAGCGGCAGAGGAAGGACCAAGGAAGCGCGGAGAUUGUGGUGGAGGGCACGUGGUAUACGCAGGGGACCAAGAUUCUCAUGGCGCCGAGCUUGCUGGAUGUGCUGCAGCUGCGGUUGUUGAGCGUGAGCACGCAGCUGCAGGACUUCUUCGAGCUGUCGAAGAAUCUCUCGCACUUUUCGCCGGCGAUGGGGCACACGUACUUGCCGCCGUCCUACGAGCCGCCGAAAGCUGCAACUGCGAGUCGCGCCGGAAGCCGCAUUGGCAGCCCAGCGCUCGCCGCCAUCGAUGCCCCUGCGGCGGCCUCCCAAACGCAGUCGCAACCGCAAACCCUUGACGCGGAAACCAACCCCACCGAGUUCUCAGACCCCUUCUUCUUCCAAUCGCUCGCCCUCACCAACGCCUUCGGCAACGAGUACAUGGACGAGAACCCUCUGCAAGGCGAGCCCGGAUCCUUCGUCUUCGCCAACACGCUCGCGCACGUCGAUGCUCGAAACAAAGCACAGCAACAGCAACAGCAACAACAACAGCAGCAGGCAGCUCAAGCAGCAAGCGGUGCGUCUACCACUACUCCCGCAGCAGGAAACAUCAAGGCUGAGACUCAAAGCGUGAAUUCGAUAGCCGCGACGCCCAAGGCCGCGGCCGCGCCUGCGCCUGCCCCGGCAGCUCCGGAAGCGCAGAGCAGGAAAGCCAGCACAGCGAGCCUGCCAAAGCCGGGCAAGGAGAAGAGGCGCAAGUCCAAAGGCCUGACUAGCCCGACGACGCCAGCAGCCCCGUGAAAAAGCGGACUUGAGUACCUGUCUAUCUAGAGGCGCAACAGCACCGGGGACGGAGCCCACGGAUUCCUUUGUUCAUGAUACCCAGAGAUUGCAUACAUGACUCCUACCUAUCACAGUGCCGCCACCAUGGGAUGGGAGUGGCGUCAUUCAGGUACCCUUUCCGGUAGCUGAGGCCCACAUCCACGUAUGCCCACGAGGCUUGGACCCGCCCGAGCUACCGUUUUAUUGAACGUGGCAGCCGAGCUGAGAAAUGGGGCUGGAUUUAGCGAAAGCCUGCUUGCUUGCUCAUGUGCCAGGUGCAGGUGAUACUGAUACGAAAGUGGGAGAAUCAUAAUUCAGGGCUUUAGGCCAAUUAAAGGAUUAACUUG